AUGCUGAAUGCGUGGGACACCCUAAGAGGUGGACGCAGAGACAAUGACUGUCUUGUGGAUGAUCUGGAACUCCAGAACCGACUGAAGUCUCAGCGUGUUGCAGAUGCUCUGCGGAAGGUUGACCGCAAGUUCUUCAUUCUGCCAGACAUGUUCUCCAUUCGAGCAUACCAGGAUCAGGCCCUACCCAUUGGCUACGGGCAGACCAUAUCUGCACCCCACAUGCACGCAGCUGCUCUUGAACUGCUGGAGCAACACCUGCAACCAGGCUCUUCGGUGCUUGAUGUGGGCUCAGGCUCUGGCUAUCUGAGCGCGUGCAUGGGGCACAUGGUGGGUAGCAAGGGCCAUGUGCUGGGCAUUGAGCGCGUGCCGCAGCUGGCCCAGCGCUCCAUCUCCAGCCUGCGCAGAGCAGCGCCCGAGCUGUACGAGAAUGGCACAGUCACCCUCAAGGCCGGCAACGCUCUGGACGACCUUGCCCUUGAGGAGUAUGGCCCCUUUGACGCCAUCCACGUUGGCGCUGCUGCAGCAUCACUUCCGCAGGUGCUGGUUGACAAGCUGAAGCCAGGCGGACGCCUGAUCAUUCCUGUAGGCGAGCCGAACGAUCUGCAGGUGCUCAAGUGUCUUGACAAGGACAAGGAGGGACGAGUGACAUCCAAAGACAUGAUGGGCGUGCUAUUUGUUCCAUUGAUGGACUCAGCACUGCCUGGUCAUCCCCACCACCGAGAUCCAGAGCUGUAG
Coccomyxa subellipsoidea C-169 is the source of this 735-nucleotide messenger RNA. RefSeq names its product protein-L-isoaspartate O-methyltransferase. The transcript has 8 exons. Gene Ontology annotation, cellular component: cytoplasm. The coding region runs from base 1 to 735 and encodes 244 amino acids. The record is from RefSeq and is a predicted model, not a curated record. Gene Ontology annotation, molecular function: protein-L-isoaspartate (D-aspartate) O-methyltransferase activity. NCBI's taxonomy places the organism in Eukaryota, Viridiplantae, Chlorophyta, Trebouxiophyceae, Coccomyxaceae. Gene Ontology annotation, biological process: protein modification process.